Molecule: messenger RNA, 1758 nt
Organism: Diachasmimorpha longicaudata
Lineage: Eukaryota; Metazoa; Arthropoda; Insecta; Hymenoptera; Braconidae
Exons: 1
Coding region: 1-1758 (585 amino acids)
Source: RefSeq, a predicted model, not a curated record
AUGACGGACAUCACCAAGAUGUUCCGUCAAAUCGGAGUACAUCAGGAUGAUUGGCCGCUCCAACAGAUACUUUGGGCCGAUGCAAAUGGGGACGUCACCACGUAUCAGCUCACCACCGUCACGUAUGGAACUAGGUCCGCUCCAUUCCUUUCCAUACGUGUCUUGAACCAGCUCGUGGAAGACGAGGGAAACAACUAUCCUCUCGCCGUGGAGCCGCUCACGAAAGGGCGAUAUGUGGAUGAUAUUUGCGGAGGUGCUGACUCGGAGGAGCAGUUACUCAAGACCGCUCAUCACGUGACUCAACUUUGCCAAUCAGGCGGCUUUCCGUUGGCGAAGUGGCACUCCAACAGUGCAGGUCUGCUCUGUGCACUCAGGUCGGACAGCACCUCCCACGAUCAAAAGGUGAUCGAGGACUCGCUCACCAAGAUCCUAGGGGUUUCAUGGCACCCAGGAACGGACAGCUUCACGUUCUCCAUCGCUCGGCCUGAAACCAACUCCAUCUCAAAACGAGUCAUCCUGUCGGAAACCGCUCAGCUCUUCGACCCACUUGGCUUCCUCGCGCCAGUGGUGGUACGAGCAAAGAUAUUACUACAGGCGCUCUGGAUUGAGAAACUGGGAUGGGACGACCCAGUUUCCCCGACAACAGCACAUCGAUGGCGUCAGUUCCGGGAUGAACUCAACCAGUUGUCGGAGGUCACCGUGCCACGGUGGCUUGGACUGCUCAAGGGCUUCGACGUGGAAGUCCAUGGUUUUUCCGACGCAUCCCAGGUGGCUAUGGCAGCUGUCAUUUACCUUAAGGUUCCGCACCGACCUGGAAGUGGUAUCACGCUCGUCUGCUCCAAGACUAAGGUAGCCCCGCUCAAACGGCAGACCAUCCCACGUCUGGAACUUACGGCAGCUCUGCCCCUAGCCAAGCUCAUACGGUACGUUCAGGAUCAGCUCAACCUCAGAGCUGCGCCCACCUACCUCUGGACGGAUUCCUCAGUCACGCUCACAUGGAUCAGCUCCCACCCAUCACGGUGGAAAGAAUUCGUGAGGAAUCGUGUCGCUCUCAUACAAGAGCUAACUCAACCAGCUCACUGGAGGCUGGUGCCUGGCAAGGAGAAUCCAGCAGAUUGUGCUUCUCGAGGACUCACGGCGCAACAGUUGGUAGCGCAUAAGCUGUGGUGGACAGGGCCGCCAUGGCUGCAACAGGACAGCUCAUCUUGGCCAACUCACGUUCUAGAAACGGACCUCAAUGUAGACCUCGAAGAGAAGCCGGGACAGCUUUACUACGGCGCCACUCAGCAAUUAACUAUCUGGGAUCUCAUCAAUAGGUUCUCCUCGUUCAAUCGGCUGCUCCGGAUCACAGUGGUCUGCUCAAGGUUCAUCGCUCGGCUUAGAGGGGUUCCUAACACAUCUCUCCACUAUCCGCUUACACUCAGCGAGCUGGAAGAGGGACGGCUCCUGUGUAUCAAGCUCACCCAGACAGCUCAUUUCAGGGAGGAACUACGGAUAAUCUCUCGAGGGGAGAAAUUCACCAGGUCCCAUCCGCUCACCAAGCUCACCCCGUUUAUUGAUCGUCAAGGGAUUCUGCGUGUUGGUGGGCGGCUCAGGUUCGCGCAGCUUGACCCCGAGACCAAAAAUCAGGCAAUCAUCCCGAAGGAAUCGCAACUAGCUCAGUUACUGAUAAACCAAGCUCACCUACGGACACUUCACGGCGGGACACAGCUCACCCUUCGUCAGCUCAGGACUAAUUACUGGAUCCUUGGAGGUUGA